CACAAAAAAUUUCCAAUUUCUUAAAACAUGUCCUGCUCAAAACCAAUCCCUUUUGCUAUCUUACUCUUCUGUGUUUUCCUCCAUUCAGCCAAUGCUGCUGGUCCUCUCUACCACUUUUGCUUCAGCAGCCAAAACUAUACUGCCAACAGCCCAUUUGGUGCAAACUUGAAUACGCUGCUCAAUCUUCUCUCUGUCCAAGUCCCUCCUUCUGGAUUCGGAGUUGACUCCACCGGCCAAAACGAGAACAAAGUGAACGGGCUCGCUCUGUGUCGCGGUGAUGUCUCGAGCACAGACUGUAAAACCUGUAUAAUUGAUGCAAGCAAAGAGCUUAAAAAUCGCUGCCCAUAUAACAAAGGAGCUAUAAUUUGGUACGACAAUUGCCUCUUGAAGUACUCGGAUUCGGACUUCUUUGGCCAAAUUGACAACCAAAACAAGUUCUAUAUGUGGAACGUUCAAGAUGUGGAAAAUCCUGAAUCAUUCAAUCCCAAAGUUAAGGAAUUGCUAAGUAGUUUAUCAUAUAAAGCCUCGGCUACAUCGAAGUUGUUCGCGACAGGGGAGCUAGAACUUGAAAAGUCGGAGAAACUAUAUGGUUUGGCUCAGUGCACCAGGGACAUAUCUAGCGAUGAUUGUAAGAAGUGUCUUGAUGGUGCAAUAAGCGAACUCCCAAAUUGUUGCUCUGGGAAACGAGGCGGUAGGGUUGUAGGUGGAAGCUGUAAUGUUAGAUAUGAGCUUUACCCUAUUGUUGCUACUACUUAUUAGACCACAUUUAUGUAUGGUAGAAUAAAUAUGUAUGCAUGAAAUGUUGUUUUACUGCUCAAAUUAUGAUAAAGCAAAAUAAAGGCACUAUAUGUGGUGCUUCUCUUUUAUAAUUUAGUCAUAUAGUGUCAUGUGAGACCAACUACUAGCAAAUUGUUUAUUUCUAGUAAACAAUAAGGUAAGUCUGAAAUGCAAGAGUGUAAUGUAUUAAGUAUUAUAUUGGAUUGGAUUAUAUUGUGUUAGAAUAUAUUGUAUUAAUA
Ziziphus jujuba (common jujube) is the source of this 1016-nucleotide messenger RNA. RefSeq names its product cysteine-rich repeat secretory protein 38. The transcript has a single exon. NCBI's taxonomy places the organism in Eukaryota, Viridiplantae, Streptophyta, Magnoliopsida, Rosales, Rhamnaceae. Bases 28 to 759 code for a protein of 243 amino acids. The record is from RefSeq and is a predicted model, not a curated record.